This is a messenger RNA of Ostrea edulis (European flat oyster), 4825 nucleotides long. Its product is annotated as ankyrin repeat and BTB/POZ domain-containing protein 1-like. Gene Ontology annotation, cellular component: ubiquitin ligase complex; cytoplasm. Bases 74 to 1504 code for a protein of 476 amino acids. The record is from RefSeq and is a predicted model, not a curated record. The transcript is spliced from 12 exons. Gene Ontology annotation, molecular function: protein binding. Lineage: Eukaryota; Metazoa; Mollusca; Bivalvia; Ostreida; Ostreidae.
GCGGCCUCGAUAUUUUUGUAAACAAACUAACAGACGCAGAUUCUAAAGGCGGAUAGUGUAUUUGUAAACAAAGAUGGACACACACGAGUUGUUUAUGAGUUGCAGACGGGGCGAUCUAUCGAAAUUGAAGUACUUGAUUGAACAAAAGGAAUUGGAGCUUAAUGUCCGAGAUAAAUGGGACAGUACGCCUUUAUACUACGCCUGUCUGUGCGGUCACAAGGAUGUUGUUCAGUACUUACUAGAAAAUGGAGCGCGAUGUGAGGCCAACACAUUUGAUGGGGAACGCUGUUUGUAUGGUGCACUGAACAACGAAAUCAGGAAUCUUCUCAAAUCAUUCAACAUGGUGUCCUCCAAGACUCUACGCCGAGAUCUCUACGAGGAAUUUUUACGCAGACUUCUAGAGAUGGGUAUGCAUGAAGAUGUCAUAUUUCACGUCCACGGGGAGAGGUUCCCCGCCCACCGCGGUAUCCUCAGUGUUAGGUGUCAGUAUUUUGCGGAGUCGUUCCGAACUCGGUGGAAGAACAGGACGGAUAUUGUCAUAAAGCAUAAACUGGUAUUUCCUUGGGCCUUUAGAUCUCUUCUACAAUACAUCUACACAGGUCGUUUAGAAACUCAUAUCGACUGUAUAGAAGACUGCAAGAGGCUAGCAAGGCAGUGUCAAUUAAACGACUUAAUCAAAGCCAUAGAAGAGGCUUACAAUAAGCAGAGCUCAUUUGAGAUGCAGAAGCCAGGAGUUAAUAUUACGAAUAUUCUCAUCGAACGAUCUGAGGAUUCCUUUGACCUUCAGUUUGACCUUGGACGACUGGCUGACCUUGCCCUUCCUCAGGAGUUAUCUACCUUUAUCCAGGGAGAACUUCCGUUUGAGCCAGAGUAUGCGUCCUGUUACCCUGACAUCUGUUUCUGUGUGGAGGGGCACCUGUUUCACUGUCACAAGGUAUUCUUCUGUGGAAGAAGUGACUAUUUUAAGGCCUUGUUGAUCGACCACUUCGGGGAGAGCCAGGUUUCAGAGAACAACAUCCCGCAAGUGACUCUAAACGACAUUACUUGUGAUAUUUUUACUCAGAUUAUGUACUACAUCUAUCAGGAUUCGUGCGAGCUUUCUGAGGACACUGUCUACGAAGUGCUGUGGUACGCAGAUCUUUACAUGUUGCAAGGCUUAAAGAGACAGUGUGCAACCUGUAUCAGUAAAUUCAUCAACUCUAACAAUGUCCUCCAGAUCCUAAGAUCCGCCCGCCUGUUCAAUCAAGCGCGACUUGAGGACCAGUGUGCGGAGUUCAUCGCUAAUAAUCUGGAAAAUAUGGUUGACAGAGAAGAUUUUUGUCAGCUGGUGAUGGAAGACGCAUCAGAUAUAAAGGGCCGGCAGGAAACAGACUCCAUCGGAAUCAUCGACGACAUCCGCUUUCACAUUACUAACUUUGUCCAGACGUAUAGCGAAAUGGAGGAGGCCAACGAACGACUUCGCCUGGUGGACAGAAUGCUGGAGAAUUUAAAUCUGGAUGGAUAAAUGUCAGUCAUGAAUGAUUUGGUGUGUAAUAGGAAACUAAAUGUGAAGCAUGAAUGAUAUCAUGUGUAAUAUAAAACUACAUAUAAAAAUGUCAAGCAUGAAUGAUGUGAUGUGUUAUAAAACUAACUCUCAAGCAUGAAUGAUUUGAUGUGUUAUAAACUAACUGUAUAAGUCUGAACAUGCAGUGCGUCUCAUCACUCAACAUGGGGAAAACAAAAUAUAAUAGUUUUAAAACGGAUGGUUAGUUUUGCAUAGCUUUAUGAACUUUUGGUUUGUUAAUACAUUCGUGAUUUUGGGGGAGUGGGGUUACCGUUUUCAAUUUCACGUUACAUGAUAUAUUUUUUUUGUUUUAAACUAUUUUCCCUCCUUUUGAACUGGGAAAAAAUGUCGACAAUUUUUGUCAUAUUGGGAAAACUCUUUUAUAAUAAUUUCUAAUGAAGAAACAAAUGUUGAAGAAUUUUUAAACAGCUGUUUUAUUUUUCUCUUCUUUUCCUGGACUCGUGUGAUGAAUUCUUUUAAGUGCUUGUAGACUUUCACGUUUGUCUUAUUAGGAGUUUACCUCUCUACAGCGAAUAUUUAACAGCUUGUAGACUUUUAUACCUCUCUACAGCGAAUAGUUAACUGUUUGUAGACUUUCAUACCUCUCUACAGCGAAUAUAGUUAACUGUUUGAAGACUAUCAUACCUCUCUACAGCGAAUAGUUAACUGUUUGAAGACUUUCAUACAUGUACCUCUCUACAGCGAAUAUUUAAUAGCUUGUAGACUUUCAUACCUCUCUACAGCGAAUAUUUAACUGUUUUUAGACUUUCAUACCUCUCUACAGCGUGAUUUUUGAUGGUCUGACACAAAAUAGAACCUGUAUUUUUUCAGACCCCUGUUGUACCGGUGAACAACUACUACUGUACCCACGAUGUGUAACGCGUUCAUGAUCUUACUAACACACUAUAACUCCUUAUCAUUUCCUUGUGUGUGUAUUUAAAAGAAUAUUAUGUAAUAUCGAUAAGAAAUUGUGUUAUGGCGACUUUAAUCCUGUUCUGAUUUCCUUGUGUGCGUAUUAACAAUAUUUUCAUAUAAUCGAUAAGAAAUUGUGUUAUAUUGGUUACUUCAAUCCUGUUCUGAUUUCCUUUUGUGCGUAUUAACGAUAUUUUCAUGUAAUCAAUAAGAAAUAUUGUAUUUAUUCAUGGUUACUUUAAUCCUGUUCUUAUUUCCUUGUGUGUAUUAAGAACAUUACGUACAGUGUAAUAUCGAUAAGAAAUAUUGUAUUUAUUUAUGGUGACUUUAAUCCUGUUCUUAUUUCCUUGUGUGUAUUAAGAACAUUACGUACAGUGUAAUAUCUAUGAGAAAUUGUAUGAUGUCAUGUUAUAGGAAUUGUUACUUGUUUGUUAAUAUUGUUUUGAUAUUCGGAUCAGCUGAGCUAUGCUUGUUUUGGGGGUAGAUUUCUGGUGUGUUGUACGUUAUUAAUUUUUGUUCAGAUAUUUGGGUCAGCUGAGCUAUAUGCUUGUUUUAGGGAUAGAUUUCUGAUGUGUUGUUAUUAAUUUUUGAUAUGGGAGGUUUAUAUAUAUAUACAGUGAUUUUUAGCCGAGUUGCAACGAAGUUGAACUCGGCUAUUGGUUUGGUGAUGCAGGCGGGCGGGCGUCAACAAUUGGUUUCCGGAUGAUAACUCGAAAAGUUUAGAAUCUAAUCAAAUGAAACUUUGUUAUAUUGUUGGGUACCAGGUAAGGAAGAUCCCUAUAAUUUUUGGAGAAAAAUGGUCAAAGGUCAAGGUCACAGUGACCGAAAAUAGAAUGAAAAUUUCAGAAAAAUUUGGUUAACUCGAAAAAAUUUUGUUUGAAUCAAAUGAAACUUGUAUAUAUUGUUGGAUACCAGCAAAGUAAGGCCCUUAUAGAAUUUGGAGAAAAAAGGUCAAAGGUCAAGGUCACAGUGACCGAAAAUAGAUGAAAACUUCAGACAAAUAUGGUUUCUGGACAGUAACUCGAAAAGUUUAAAACUGAAUCAAAUGAAACUUGGUUAUAUUGUUGAAUAGCAGGUUAGGAAGACCCCCUAUUGAUUUUUGAGAAAAAAGGUCAAGGUUACAGUCCUGAAAAAAGAUUGAAAAUUUUAGAAAUAUCUGGAUCUGCAUGAUAACUCUAAAAGUUUAAAUCCGAAUAUUCACAAUUAUAAAUAUGCCACAUCAUUCCUGACUUUACAAUGUAUCCCAUGCAACUCGGCUCAUGCACCCCUGGGUGCAUAUACUGAUUUUUGUAAAGAUUUAUUGAUGUGAUUGAAUUAUCAAGUGUUAUGAAAUUUCCUAACUAUAGCUCAUAGGCCUAUAGGUGGGGGCGGCCCUGUUCUUCACUUCUUAGAUGAAAUCUCCUUACUAGCUCAUAUAGGCCUAUAGGUAGGGGGAUCCCCACUUUUCUCUUCUCAGAUUGUCUUGCAAAAAGAAAUUUCAAAAUCAAAAAAAAUAAAAAUCAUAGAAUACUUAGAGGAUUUCAUCAUUGUAACCCAAUACCCCAUUUCCCCCAUGUAAUUUGAAAUAAUGGGUCUGUCUAAUUUGUCAAAUGAAUUGAUAAAGAUUAAUAAAAUUUGCAAUGUGAAACAAAUACAUGAUGCAUUAUUUCGGGUACACAUUCUAUCUAAAACGUGUUUGUGUGUGGGGGUGGGGGGUGGUAAUCUUAAUAACUAUAACCCUGUGUUGCAAUCCACAAACCAGAAAAUGUUUGACUGGAAUGAUUUAGUAAUUAAUUUCUUUGUGAAAAUAUAUAUUUUUUUUCAUGUUAUUACAUAGGGUUUAUAGGAUUUUGUUGAGGAGCGGGUAUCUAAUUUUAGUGACACUCUCCAGAGAUAUUCCUAGGGAAUGUUAGCUGCAGAACUGUAGCUCUCUGAAAAAAUAUUUUGACAUAACAGAGUCAAAAUAUUUUUUCAGAGAGCUACAGUUCUGCAGCUAAGGGAAUGUAUACAGUUAACAAAGUGUUAUUUAAAACUCUCCCGAGAUAUUCCUAGGGAAUGUACUGUUAACAAAGUGCUAUUUAUCAAUCUCCACGUAGAACUGUUAACAAAGUGCUAUUGAUCUGGUUUUGCAUAGCCAGUUAUUGAAAUGUUUGUUUUCUUGUGUUUUUUUUCAUCACAUGGUGAGCUAUUGGUUACGUAACUGUUUGUUUUCUUGUGUGAUCCUGUAAAUCAGCAAUUUUCUGAUGUUAUUAACCUUGCCAUAUCUAUGUUUGGGAUAUAUAUAAAAUGUACCUCCCAUGAAAUUCAUAUGGCACUUCUACCAUUCAUAAGAAUAACAUGAAUGUCUUUUGUUAUGGAUAUUGUAUGUCAAUAAAACUUCUAUUGAUGAUA